This is a messenger RNA of Cornus florida, 1220 nucleotides long. Its product is annotated as protein SRC2 homolog. Gene Ontology annotation, biological process: defense response. The transcript is spliced from 2 exons. NCBI's taxonomy places the organism in Eukaryota, Viridiplantae, Streptophyta, Magnoliopsida, Cornales, Cornaceae. The record is from RefSeq and is a predicted model, not a curated record. The coding region runs from base 117 to 1088 and encodes 323 amino acids.
UUCACUUUGUCCUCUCCUUUUUCAACUUUAUCAAAAGAAGAACCUUAUAGAGGAAAAAAAUACCACACCAUCCCUUGUUUCCUUCACACACAGUUGAAAGUGAAACCUGCCUGAAAAUGGGGAAAAUUUGGGUUGAAAUCUGCUUGAUAUCUGCCCGGGGACUCAGGCGAACUUCGUCACUGUUUAAGCUCCAAUGGUUUGCUGUUGGGUGGAUUGAUCCCAAAAGCAAAUACUGCACAAAGAUUGAUGCUUCAGGGAAUGCUAAUCCAGUUUGGAAAACCAAGUUCUCGACUUUGGUUGAUAAUUCAGAACCUAACUUCAGAGAUUUGGCUCUGCAGGUGGAGGUUUACAGCAGAGAACCUAUCUUCCUUAGGAAGAGGUUACAAGGAACAGCAACUGUUGUCUUGAAAGAAUUUCUAGACAAGUAUAUCAACAACUCUGAGGCUUCAAAGCCAGUUGAAGAAGUUGGGAGCUUUCAGCUUCGAAAAAGGAAAUCCAGCAAACCUCAAGGCUUUGUUGAUAUCUCAAUCCGGAUUUCGGAAGAAAGGGAAGAGUCUAGUUCAUAUCCAGGUAGGGAGGAGGGAUUUAACCUUGAGGAUAAUAGAACUGGCAUUAGCAUUGCCAAUGACUAUGGAUCAUCCCAGAGCUACUACCCACCACAACUGCCUCUAGCCCCGCCGCGCAGGCCAGAGAAUCAGCCACAGACUAAUUCCCCAUAUGCCCAUCCAAUGCCCCUCCCUGCAAAUUAUUCUUCAUCAGUUGGCGGACCAAGCUACCCUUCAGCAGGCGGACCAAGUUAUCAGCGACCGCGAAAACCACCACCGCCGCCGCCGCCGCCGCCUUCUAAUGUUGGUUAUAUACCCACAUUUCUUCCCAGAACAGAUCAUUUACAACCGAGUUAUAUAAAUAUGCCAUCGUCUGGACCAGCCCCUGGACGCGGCGGUGGACCUGGUUUCGGAAUGGGGGUGGGUGCGGGAGCAUUGGCAGCUGGUGCUGUGAUUUUUGGUGAUGAUUUUAUGUCAGGAUUUGAUUUUCCAGGAGGCUUACAAGAUGCUAGGCUUACCAUAUCAGCUGAUCCUCCUUUCUGAAGAAGCACCAUCUAUUGCUUGUAAUUUCUUUUUCCUAAUUCCUCGUUUGUUAUUGUGUUGUUAUGCAAUACAUAUGAUGUUCAAAUUUAGCCAUUCCACUACUUUUCUAGUAAAUUUUUCAUUUUAAUAGCA